AGAGAAUCUACAGAAAAGCAUAGGAAACUAUUUGCCUUAUCGACCGAUCCUCCGUCGGUAUAUGCAUAGAUACAUAAGCCGGUAUAAUCUCUGCAGGUAUUUUUAUUAUACAGUAAAGAAUUAUUCUUGUAUAAAAGAAAAUGACACUUAUUGUCGAAAUCAAAUAAAUAAAUGAAAUUACACCAGAUAACGUUAGCGAGUUAACAAAAUAUAUUUUAUUCAUCCUUUGUGACUUUGUUCGAUGAAACAGACGCAUAACCAAUCAAACUAAAACAUUACACAAAGUAGUGUAAUUAUGCCGGUUUUUCAAGAGUCUUGUGCAGAGCAAAUACAAGCUCAAACUAUCAUUAUAAUUCACCCUGGGUCAAUGUAUCUUAGGAUGGGAAGAGCAUCCGACUUAAAUCCUUGCACAAUCUUAAAUGCUGUUGCAAGAAGACGUUUACCUGGAGGAUUAGAAUAUAAAGAUAGUUUAUUACCACCUGCUGUUCCACGAACAAAAGAAUUGACUCAAGCGAUGGAAGAAUCUCGUCUCCAAGUAUCGCACACGUUACAAUCUUGUCUUCAAUCCGAUGGAAGAAGAAGAUAUGCUACUCCACCUCAACAAAUAGCUGCCUUUAAUCGCAGAUCAAAUCCAGAAAUAUCAUCCCCGUGUAGCGUUGAAUGGAUUAAAACAGACAAAGAUGUUAUAGUCGGAGACGACAUACUGUCCCUAAAUCCAGAUGAUAACUUCAAUAUUCAUUUUCCAUAUAAAAGAGGAGAGCUGAAUGUUCAUUCAGGACCUGGUGGUAGUCUAAGAUCCGUUAUGGCCGACUUAAAAACCAUUUGGGAAUAUGUUCUCACAGAGAAAAUGGACAUUCCUUUAAGAGACCUAAAGCAUUACCGAGCUGUUCUCAUAAUACCAGAUAUUUAUAACAGACAAUAUUUAAAAGAAUUGACAACCUUGAUGCUUUGUGAAAUCGGAUUCGGCGCAUGCUUUCUAUUGCAAGAUCACGUAGCAGCUACGUUUGGCGCAGGACUAGGAUACGCCUGUGUAGUCGACGUGGGCGAUCAGAAAACGUCUGUUUCCUGCGUGGAAGAUGGAAUUUCUCAUAGGAACACCCGAGUCCGUAUGGAUUACGGUGGAGGAGACAUUACGCAAACGUUCUUUUGGUUACUUCAGAAAUGCGCAUUUCCCUACAAAUCAUGCGAUCCGUCCAAUAAAUUGGACGCUUUACUUUUGAAUCAACUGAAGAAGGAUUUUUGUCACGUUGAUCUGAACGUAUGCGGAUCCCAAGAGAAGACAUUUGUAGUCAGAAAGCCAAAACAACAGACAGAAAAGUACACUCUUCAAGUUGGAGACGAAUGUUUAGUCGCGCCUCUGAGUUUGUUUCAACCAGAAUUAUUCAAAGUAACCGGAACGCACAAUGUACAUAUACAAAAGAGAUCUACAGGAGAUCCAGAAGAUCCGCACGAUGAAAACUAUUUACGGGAAACGAGUAGGAGAGGUAUGAAAGAGAAUCUGGAGCAGACGUCCGAGAUGCCUGAGGAAGCAACUGCCCCGACAGCAGCAGGAGAAGAGGAAGUAGUCGUGGACGCUGUGGAUUCGGCGCCGAUCGCUUUGUCCAAUCGCGAUUUGGACGCACCGCGUGAUUUUGUGGUAGGCCCUCAGCAACUCCUGGGCCUCGAUCACGCUGUUCUCCAAAGCAUCGAUCGCUGUCCUACCGAAGACUUGAAGAGAAAGAUGUACAGCUGCGUGCUUGUCGUUGGUUCAGGCAUGAAGUUCCAAGGCAUUGGUAUGUGGUUGCACAAUCGGAUCUCCCUUCAAAUUCCCUACAUGUACAGAGCUGAACAACUCGAUAUCAUAACUCAACCCAAGGAAAUGGACCCUGGGAUGACGGCGUGGAAAGGUGCUGCGAUUUUGAGCUGCUUGGAACCUGCUCAAGAACUGUGGAUCGGUCGACAGGAAUGGGAACGAAACGGCGUUCGAAUAUUGAGAGAAAGAGCGCCUUUCAUGUGGUGAUGUCGACCAAGCCUUUCCAUGUAUAAUUAACUAUGCAAGUUUAUUUAAAAAGUAUCAAUAAGUGAAAUAUAUUAAGUAUAUAUUUAUAGUAGAUUCAUGUCU
Messenger RNA from Osmia bicornis bicornis, 2101 nucleotides. RefSeq names its product actin-related protein 8 (gene Arp8). Gene Ontology annotation, cellular component: Ino80 complex. Bases 296 to 1999 code for a protein of 567 amino acids. The record is from RefSeq and is a predicted model, not a curated record. NCBI's taxonomy places the organism in Eukaryota, Metazoa, Arthropoda, Insecta, Hymenoptera, Megachilidae. Gene Ontology annotation, biological process: regulation of DNA-templated transcription; double-strand break repair. The transcript is spliced from 7 exons.